AUGGUUUGCAGAGCAUCAGCGCAGCAAGCGGCCGUGUCUGCCGUCAUCUUUGAUAAGAAGCUGUCUCGAAUGGAGCUGUCGAUGAGCGAAUGGUCCAUAAUGGAGAAGGUGCAAGAGAUCCUGAAACCAUUCAAAGUGGCGACGGAAGCGCUGUCUACGGAUGCCUAUCCAACAGCGUCGGCUGUCUUGCCAAUCAUUCAUGUUCUGCUUGCACAGCUCAAGCGAACGCCAAGCGAAGAAGAACCGCCAGCGCUGCUUGAGAUGAAGGCAAAAAUAGCGACGGAUCUCAAGAAGCGAUAUGGCGAGGAAAGGGUCGCACGUAGGCUUUUGAACAAGGCCAGUUAUCUGGAUCCUCGUUUCCACCAACUCCGUCAUUUGGAAGAGGACCAGAAACGGCAGGUGCAUCUGGCAGUUUUGGAGGAGAUGAAGGCAAAUGUGGGAGGAGGAGGGAUGAGGCUCCCGAAAGACCACGCGAGCAGCAACCCAAAUCUGCGUUGA
Messenger RNA from Anoplopoma fimbria (sablefish), 498 nucleotides. Its product is annotated as E3 SUMO-protein ligase ZBED1-like. The record is from RefSeq and is a predicted model, not a curated record. Lineage: Eukaryota; Metazoa; Chordata; Actinopteri; Perciformes; Anoplopomatidae. Bases 1 to 498 code for a protein of 165 amino acids. The transcript has 2 exons.